AUGGCAAAUGAGCUCAAUUCGAGUGUUGAGCAACUUUUACAAGAGGUUAGUUCGCAGUUGAGCAUGAUCUGAUGAAAGUUGGACUAUGAUUUCGUUGCAGUGCUCCUCGACGCUCCACUUCGCCGCCUUCCACGCGAGUCUCCUCUUCCACUCGCUCGUCGCCCUCGCCUCCUUCUUCGCCAUCUUCCACUUUCUCGAGAAACACAUUAAAAACUCGCCGAUCCACAAAAGUUUCAAAUUCCUCAUAGUCGCCUAUUUCUUCAAUCGAUGCAUUCAUGGAGUCGUGUUCGUCACUGCGGCGGUAAGAUUUCACAGAACACUGGGAACAAUUGGAUUCAUGUUGGCAGACAUCCUUCUGGUACCGAUUUGCAAUGUUCAGCGACGACGUCACCGACAGUAUCGCAAUGGAGCCCGGCAAUUACAAGUACCUCCAUUUGAUUUACGCCCUAGUUCAGGUGACCGAUGUCACUAUCAAGGUGCGCUCGCUUUUUUAGGCCUAUUGUAUCCAAUUUUCCACUUUUUUCCGAUGCUUCUCGUUCUCGAACGAUUCAGGGCGACGAGUCGAGUGAGUCGCUACGAAAAAGAGGCGUCGUCCGCGGCGAGAUCGAUUCAUUUGGCUAUUGUCAGUCUCGGGUUUCGGUAGUUUGACCUGGCUUCCCCUGUUCCAGAUGCUUCUUUGUCCGAUCAGUGUAGUAUACUUAUCGUUUCGGGGCGCUGAUUUCGAUAAUAGUCCCGGAUGUUAUGCAUUGUUCGCUCCCAGAAAUACAGUGUACUGGGUGAGUUCGUCGGACCCUAGUGACCAUAGUCCUGGACAGUUCUCACCUAUUUCCGGCCAUUUCCAGGUCAACAUCCUCUUCGUAACAUCCCUCCUUCUCACAAUUCUCUCCUUCGUCCUCCUCAGAUGCCUCAUCCUCCUGAACAGCAAAAAACUGAAAAUGUAGGUCCAAAAGAAAUCUCGAAAAGAAAACUGGGCAGUUGCAGCCACCACUUCCAACUGACGACUCGCUACCAAAUCCGCGAGAACCUCACCUGUACCCACCUGAUCUCCACCGUUCUCGUCGCCAGUCUCGCCGUCUCCAUUCUCUACGCCGCUUCCAUGUUGGUCUUAAGGACGGCGCACUUUCAAGUUUUCAUCGACAACCGCCCGCUCUUCAGCACUGUCAAACUCGCGCUUUAUGUAGGCACACAUGCAUGAAAAUGGAUAUUAUGCAUUCAGUAUUUCAGCCCAUGCCCCUCGCCGAUUCGAUAAUUCCAAUGUACUCGGCAAGUCAGAUGGACAGGACGAAAAGCGCCAAAAUGUGCUCGUUGAAGAACGCAAUUUCCACGGCGACCUCUGUCAAAAAGUCGACGGAUGCGUAUGAGCGAAUUCUGAGGGCUCAGUGGGCUUAG
Messenger RNA from Caenorhabditis sp. 36 PRJEB53466, 1389 nucleotides. Lineage: Eukaryota; Metazoa; Nematoda; Chromadorea; Rhabditida; Rhabditidae. The record is from the annotation of a GenBank genome assembly.